AUGAAGUUCAUCACGAGUAUCGCUACCAUCCUCCUGGUUUCGACCUCGGUCAUUGCUAUCCCAGCCAGCCCCAUCGCCACUCCAAACCCUCAUCUCGAGCCAAUGUGGCCAAAAUGCGUCAAAUUUUACAAAGCUACAGGAGGUGAAACGUGCGACUCCAUCGCCUCCAAAAACAACAUCACAAAAGCCGAUGUUAUCGGCCUGAACCAGGCCAUUGGCGGCCUCCGUGGAUGCUCAAUGAACAACAUCUUUGAGGGUUACUGGUACUGUGUCAAGCCAGAUGGCUGGUAA
Molecule: messenger RNA, 291 nt
Organism: Colletotrichum abscissum
Lineage: Eukaryota; Fungi; Ascomycota; Sordariomycetes; Glomerellales; Glomerellaceae
Exons: 1
Coding region: 1-291 (96 amino acids)
Source: RefSeq, a predicted model, not a curated record